Molecule: messenger RNA, 1035 nt
Organism: Symbiodinium natans
Lineage: Eukaryota; Dinophyceae; Suessiales; Symbiodiniaceae
Source: the annotation of a GenBank genome assembly
AUGUCCAAGAGCGGCAUACUGAGCACUCGCAGCGUUCGAAGUGUCCGCAGCCACAGGAGCCACGAGACCUGCGAAAGUGCCAUUCACGGCGUCGUCGCGUCAGAUGCAUCCGAAGUCAACUCCCAGGCGCAGGUGCAAAUCGUCAUUUCAGAGAUCGACGAGUUCGACGACAUUGCCAGAGAGCCGUCGCUGCAUAUCCCAGGAAGAAAUGAUACAGUGCCCGCGCGGCCCGCCUGUGUAAAGAUCGAUUCGGAUCCGGCUCCUCCGCCACCGGACUUCGAGACCUUCGAGACGGAAGCAGCCGAAACAGAUAAGGCCAUCUCGAUUGGGACUCAAAAGUUGACUCAAAAGUCAAAAAAAGCAUCAACGAGAGACCGCUGCCCUGGCUGUCGCCGAUUCUUGUGGGCCAAGUGCUGGCAAGAUCCCCGCUGGCGGAAGUGCGGCUUGAUCACUGCUGCUUUGGUAUGGGUUGUGGUAAUCGCUUUGGCCAUUUCGCUGGGGCUUCUUUGGCCCCGUGACCCGUCUUGGAGACUCACGAGCCUUCAGAUGGACGUGGAUGCAUUGAUGAGCUUGGUCACAGCCGCCUCCAGCGGUCCCUCUGUGAUUGAGACGGCGGUCGUGCCAGAUCAGGUCUUCCGGGCAGAAGUCGAAGUGAACAACCCGAAUCUCGUUGGGGCUGAGAGCCAGGCAGGCCAAUUUCAUUUCAUUUUUGAGGGCCGCAACGUGGGUGCGGGGAUGACCGGGCCCGCAACUAUUCCUCCACAGUCUGUAGCAACGGUUGUGGCAGAAGGAGCGCUGCAGGUCGACAAAGACCUACUUCAUGCCAUGGCUAGUGAGCUCAGUGCCGACAGCCCCACGGUCCCCACGCUCAACUUUGAAAUCCUUGCAGAGUCCGACUUUCAAAGCAUAUUUGGGAUGGAGCUUCAUUACCAGAUGCAUUGCAAAAUUGACUUUUCCAUCCCUGAUCUCAUGAUGUCAGAUACACGAGCCAGGGCAGUCACAGGCCGAGAGUGCAAGCACACCGUGAACUUCUGA